AAUAAUGCAUCAUCCCUUCACAAUUCCUCACACCUCAAACAACUCUCUCUCAUCUCUCUCACUUCACUCUCUCACUCUCUCUAUCUCUCUCUCACUUGACUCUCUCUCUCUCUCUAAGCUAUUGUGAUGGCGACGAUGUGGAUGAUUGUGUGUGCGAUAAUUUUGGUGAUGGUCGGCGGCGAGCAGCCGGCAUGCGACAAGGUCCCCUUCACUCCACUUCUCAACGCUACUCAGAAAGGAGCAGUUUGCGUUGACGGCUCACCCGACGGCUACUAUCUGCAGCCGGGAUCAGGAGACGGAGCCAAAAACUGGCUCAUCUAUAUCAAUGGAGGCGGGUGGUGUGAAAACAUUACUACCUGUCGUGAUAGAUUUAACGAAUACAAUGGGAAUAGCAGAAUCAGCUUUAGUAAUAUUCCCAAUUCAAAUGGCACUCUCAGCGUAGCCAAAGAUUUCACUGGCAUUCUUAGCCAAAACCAAGCCAUAAAUCCGGAUUUCUACAAUUGGAACCGGAUUUACGUGACCUACUGCGACCAGGCAUCGUUCCUCGGAGACACUGUAGUUGAUGAUGGUCAAGGGCCAAUAGUUCAAUUCAGAGGGUCGAGGAAUUUCGAUGCUCUGGUGGAGGACCUUUUGGCUAAGGGAAUUGGUGCCGGAGAGAAUGUUAUUCUUUCCGGUAGAUCGGCCGGAGGCCUAGCAACUAUACUACAUUGCGAUGGCUUCCGAGCACGUCUCCCUAACGUCGGCAGGGUGAAAUGCCUUUCCGAUGCCGGAUUUUUCAUCCGAGCAGAAAAUGUCGCUAAUGCCGACUACAGGGACCAAUUUUUCGCCUCGGUCAUCCAGCUCCAUAAUAUUUCUAGCCUCUUGCCGGCGACAUGCACACAAAUAAGAGAUCCGAGUUUGUGUCUCUACCCCGAAUAUCUGGUUGGGGACAUUCAAACUCCACUAUUUAUAUUAAAUAGUGCAUUUGAUUUCUUUCAGCUUCAAGCCAGAGUGGUACCUCCAAAUUCUCCUGAUUUGGAUAGAUGGAAAUUCUGCUUGAACAAUACCCGCUGUACAGCUGCUGAUACCCAACUAUUGAAUGAUUUUGGGGGUGCAUUUUUCCAAACUAUUAAUAAUCUCCCCUAUAAUCCUUCAAGAGGCAUGUUUAUAUACGCAUGCUACGCACACUCAGUGGCAUAUCGUGAGGAGUAUUGGUCACCAAAUUCCACAGUCAAAUUGGGAAAUUUGACCAUGUUGGAGGCCUUUGGAGAUUGGUAUUUCGAUAGGAAUUCGGUUAUCUUGAUCACCUCCUCUACUACUCGAGAGUUUUGUACUACUUGAUAUAGAUAUUAAGAGUUUAAUUGCAACUUUUAAUAGUGUUUUGGGCAUCAAAUAUUUAGGCCAAAUUUUAGUUCUUACAUAUCAUUUAAGUUAAUGUGUUGGUUCCAUUUCUUGUUACAACGAAUCUACCAAUAUUUUGUCUACUCAAA
Molecule: messenger RNA, 1469 nt
Organism: Salvia miltiorrhiza (redroot sage)
Lineage: Eukaryota; Viridiplantae; Streptophyta; Magnoliopsida; Lamiales; Lamiaceae
Product: pectin acetylesterase 11-like
Exons: 12
Coding region: 127-1320 (397 amino acids)
Biological process (GO): cell wall organization
Cellular component (GO): plant-type cell wall
Molecular function (GO): pectin acetylesterase activity
Source: RefSeq, a predicted model, not a curated record